Messenger RNA from Chelonia mydas (Green sea turtle), 2369 nucleotides. Its product is annotated as butyrophilin subfamily 1 member A1. Gene Ontology annotation, molecular function: signaling receptor binding. The transcript has 9 exons. Gene Ontology annotation, biological process: T cell receptor signaling pathway; regulation of cytokine production. Gene Ontology annotation, cellular component: external side of plasma membrane. Bases 288 to 1775 code for a protein of 495 amino acids. NCBI's taxonomy places the organism in Eukaryota, Metazoa, Chordata, Testudines, Cheloniidae. The record is from RefSeq and is a predicted model, not a curated record.
CCAGGCCCAACCCCGCCAGCUCCGAGCCCUGGGGGGCGGGGGGGGGGGGGGUGCUGGGACUUUCAGAGCAAUUUGCUCCGCCCCACCCAGCCCGGGCCACGGACCGUUACUUUAAGUUUCCGCUACUUUGGUACUUUCAGUUUUGAAGCGCGGGGAGGCCCAGGCGGGGGUCCUCGGCCCCGUCAAUUCAGCUACAAAUUCACACAAAUAACGAUGGCGGGUCCGGUCUCAACCCUCCGGCUCCGUGACCCCUUGUGCGGCGAGGGUACAGCCUCGACCAAGCUACGAUGAUGGGGAAGGUUCCCUCGUUUGCCCCUGGCUCCACAGUGAGCUCCGCUCUGCCGGGCUACGUCGCUCUCUGCCUCGCUCUACAGGUUCACAGGCUGGCGUCAGCACGGUUCACAGUGACUGGACCUGACCAUCCGAUCACUGCCUCCCUAGGCGGGGAGGCUGUCCUGCCCUGCCACCUCUCCCCCAGGAUGAGCGCUGAGGACAUGGAGCUGAGGUGGUUCCGAUCCCAGUUCUCUGCAGUUGUGCACCGGUAUAAGGAUGGACGGGAUCAGUAUGGAGAGCAGAUGCCGGGAUAUCAGGGAAGGACAGAGCUGCUGAAAGACAAUAUCACCAGUGGGAGUGUUUCCCUGAGAAUACGCCAUGUCCAGGUUUCUGACCAUGGACAGUACACGUGUUUCUUUCAGUCCAGUGUCUCGUAUGAAGAAGCCUUACUGGAACUGCAGGUGGCAGUUUCAGGCUCUGACCCCCAAAUCUCUGUUGACGGUUACCAAGAUGGAACAAUCUGGGUUGUGUGUCGAUCAGCAGGCUGGCACCCAGAGCCCAAGGCUCAGUGGAGAGAUCACAGUGGGCAGCUGCUACCAUCUGCUUCUGAAAAAAUAUUCAAGGAUGCCAAUGGCCUGUUUCAAAGCCAGAUUUCUAUUUUUAUAACAGAACAUUCCAACCAGGAUUUGUCCUGUUCUGUCAGGAACCUGCCUCUUAACCAAGAGAAAUUAUCAACAGCUUCCAUAGCAGAGCUGUUUUUCCCAAGAGUCAAUCCCUGGAUGGUGGCUCUGGGGGUGAUCCUGGCUCUCCUGGCUGUUCUCAUUGCCCUGGCCACUUACUGCUUCUGGAGGCAACACAGAGCGAAAGAGACACUGCAGGGUGAACUCAAGUGGAGAAGAGACGUACUAAAUGCAGGUUGGGAGAAAGCCCGACAAUAUGCAGUGGAUGUGACUCUGGAUCCAGACACGGCUCAUCCCAAACUCGCCCUGUCUGAGGAUCGGAAACAUGUGAAACGUGGAGACACACGCCAGGAUCUGCCUGACAAUCCUGAGAGAUUUCAUCAUUGUUCCUGUGUCCUGGGAGCGGAAGGGUUCAUGGGCGGGAGGUGUUACUGGGAGGUGGAGGUGGGAGACAAGACAAGAUGGACUCUGGGGGUUUGUAGGGAAUCUGUGAGCAGGAAGGGGAAGGUCACAUACACACCUGAGGAUGGAUACUGGGCCGUGCGGCAGAGGGAUGGGGAAUACAAGGCCCUCCCCUUCCCUUGGAUCCCCCUCCCUGUGAGUGUAAGGCCGAGCCGGGUGGGGAUUUUCCUGGACUAUGACGCGGGCGAGGUCUCAUUUUACAAUGUGACUGACGGGUCCCAUCUCUUCACUUUCACAGGCACCUUCUCCGGGACGCUCCGCCCUUAUUUCAAUCCUGGUCUCAACGCUGGAGGUAAAAACGCAGCUCCCCUGAUUAUCUGCCCGGUCCCAGCUCAGACCGGAGGGAAUCUUGGUCCCUGACAGUGAUACCAACAGCACAGACUGUCCCCUCCCAGUGCUGCUGCUCUCCCCAACCCCAGUAAUAGAGGCCAGUUACUGCAGGGAACUGGACUUUUUGUGCUGACCGGAUGCUGCCAGUUUCCCUUUUCAACUGGAGGUUCCAGUCGAAAACCGGACACCUGGCAACCCGUAUCCCUCUCCUUUAGCUGUCCCCUGCCCCAGGGGUAGCAGAUGGUGGUGGAUGGGGGUCAUUCACUCCUGUCAGAAUUUUCUACCCCUGUGAAAUCUCAGUGUAAAAUAUGGAAGAAAAAAGAUUAUUCUAAUUUAGAAAAUUUUAUAACAAGGUGUAAAUAAAAGAAUAUUUUCAUUUACAUUUCAAAGAUAUUUCAAAAGCAAGCAUCUAAACGUAUUUUUAGAAAUGGAAUUAUUUACAUUUAUUUUUUGAUUCUUCCCUCAAAUCUAUAUUGAAGUUUAACUUCUCUAAAUAACAUCAUUUGUAUUUCAACUGUGGAAUUUCAAGAAAUCCAAAAUAUGUAUCUGUCAUAAAUAUAAAGGGGGAAGGGUAACAACUUUUAUGUAUAAAGAAAAGGAGUGUGACAAGUACUCCUUUUCUUU